AUGUCCUCAGAUAAGGUCCCCGAGGCACCCCCGCGCAACCCACACGGCGACUUCAAAGCCGUCGAGGCCGCGCGCCCCGACUUUGACACCUCGGCCUCCUUCCACUACACCAAGACGCCGGCCCCGGGCUGGCAGUACGGCGACGGCGCCAACACGUCCUCGUCCGCCUCCCACGUCGCCAUCGACCCCCACGCCGCCGGCCGCCCCGCCGGCUUCAACUACAAGUUCCUCAUCUCCGCCAUCACGCCGCGGCCCAUCGCCUUCCUGUCGACGCGGGCCCACGACGGCAGCGAGAACCUCGCGCCCUUCAGCUACUUCAACAUGAUCAACCACGACCCGCCGCUCUUCAGCGUCGGCUUCUCCAGCAGCCUCGCCGCGCCCAAGGACUCGCUGCGCAACCUCGUCGACACGGAGCGCGUCGUCAUCAACAUCAUCUCCGAGCCCUUCCUCGAGGCCGCCAACGCCACCUCCAUCAACGCCCCGCACGGCCUCUCCGAGUGGCACGUCGCCGGCCUGACGCCCCUGCGCGACACGGACAACGGCGUCGCCCGCGUCGGCGAGGCCGUCGUCGCCAUCGAGGGCACCCUCGUCUUCACCAAGGAGUGGGCCAGCAGGGCCACGCCCGGCAAGACGUCGGGCACCCUCGCCGUCAUCGAGGGCACCAAGUUCUGGGCCCGCGCCGACGCCGUCAACGAGGAGCGCAACCUCGUCGACCCCGACGUGCUGCGCUACGGUUCGAACGAGGACUUGGCGAGAGCCAUCGACACCUGUAUGGGUUCAUCCUAUCCAGUCGGCAGCUACGUAGUGCCUUGUGUAUUCCCUCCGCCGUUGCCGAGACUGGUCCGAUAG
Molecule: messenger RNA, 849 nt
Organism: Verticillium dahliae VdLs.17
Lineage: Eukaryota; Fungi; Ascomycota; Sordariomycetes; Glomerellales; Plectosphaerellaceae
Product: flavoprotein oxygenase
Exons: 2
Coding region: 1-849 (282 amino acids)
Molecular function (GO): FMN binding
Source: RefSeq, a predicted model, not a curated record